AUGGCUGCUUCACCAGAAAAUGUCGACGUUGUCAUCAUUGGAGGAGGAAUGUCAGGCCUUUCUGCAGCCUACGAAUUGCUGAAGAAACGUCCGAAAAUAAAGCUUGUAGUUCUCGAAGCUAAAGGUAUGCCUGAAAGUUUUGACAGGUUGAUAAUUUGUUGAUGCAAUUUUUUUUGAGGGCGUCGGUAAGUAACUUUAAUUUAUCUGAUCUUUUGAGCUUGACCUUGUAAUUAAAUGCUAAGCUUGCAUGCUAGCCGGUUGACCUCUCUUUAUUUUUCCCUCACGCUGUUAAGUUUUCAUUUUUCUCUUCGCGACUAGCAGAAACCACUCGUACAAAAUUAAUGUAAAGGCUCAUGGUAAGAUCCCGUCGAGCGCGUUAGCAACCGUUAAGGUGAUUCCUCAGUUUUGCACCACACAUCCUAUCUUACGCUUAAAAAUCACAUAAUCCAGGGAAUGAGCGCGCGCGCAUUCCGAGAAUAUGGUAUUUAUUUUCAAUCCAUUGACCAGGUAAAGUGGUACAAUGGUCUAUCGCCCGUAAACAAACAAGGCGACCUAUACUUUUUAUUGCAUAAUUUUGGUGAACAGAUUGUGUCCUUUAAAUUGGAGAAAUUAAAAAGAGAUAUACGAAAGGGAAAAAAGGUAAACCUAAAAGCGUACACUAAGCCCGUUACUCGAGGAUGCAAAUUAUGACUUUGAAAGGAACGACUCAAGGAACGGUUUGAGUCGAUGUCGUUUAAAUUUGCGGCGUUGACAAAAUCUGGAUCGGACAGGACCGGAUCACGGAUUGGAUCACGGACCGGAUCACGGAUCAUGGAUCGGAUCAUGUUAAAUAAAAGAAGAAAUUUUGCGUGGCAAGCCAAAAUUAAGUCUGCAUGACAUAGUUGAGUGCAGGCCCCCCUGAAAGUUUUUUGCCCAAAAACCUCACAGAUUGGAUCAUGUUUCAAAAAAGAAAAGAGUUUGAAAAAUAAAACAAUCAAAUCCUUACAAAAUAAUAAAUAGUUUAAAAAAAAGGAUGUUAAAAAAUAAAAAUAUUUCAAUGAAAAUUUGAGAUGUUACAUAAAAUGCCAAAAUAGAGUCUGGGUGACACAGUGGAGUGCAGGUCCAUUUGAGAGUUUUCCCCAAAACUCCAUGUAGUCACUUUCACAGCUGUGUUGAGGAGUGUUGUGUCAUGCUGUCAUGGACAAAAGCUAGCAAGAGGUACGUAUCAUUCUUCAAUCAGGAGGAGGGCAUUGGGGAUUUUUGGUUUUGCAGUUUUGGCUAAUUUUAGAUUGGUUUUUUUGGUUUUUUGUGUCAAAAAACUUUGGUUUUUCAAUUUUCUCCAUUUUGGUUUGCAGAUUUUAUGUGAUUUAGCAUUUGAUUUUUGGUUUUUGUCAAAAAUGGAAAUGGAUUUUUGGAAUUUUUUGUGAUCUGAACAGCAAUUAAGCACCUCUACUGAUCUCAAACAGUGGCGAAACACUAAUGUUAUUGAAAGAACUGCAUGACAAACCAAAUGUCACUGGAAUAGUUUCUUGUUGGUGAAAUGUGACAACAAGGGGUUUUUGGGCAAAAAAAAAAAACCUCAGUGGGGCCUGCACUCCAUUAUGUCACACAGACUUUAUUUUGGCUCGUCACGCAAAAUUUCUAAUUUCAAUUAAUGAGAUCUGACCCAUGAUCCAGUCUGUAGUCCAGUUUGUGGUCCAGUCCGUGAUCCAAUCUGGUCAAAUCCAGGUUUUCUCAACACUGUUAAAUGGUGAGACACCUAACCCUCAAUACCCAGUUUGCAUGUUCUCUAUACUGUUCUCUAUACAUUUUUCAAGAUGCUGACAAGGAGAAUUUGUUAAACAAUCAAGAGCUUCUUCAGAAAGUGAUCAUUUCCUUUAUUCCUCUGACUUCCAUUUGUGUAAUUCAGAGGUGAUAUGGAAGGAGAAAUUAGCUGCUAGUCACUCUUAGCGGUCAAAAGAUUAAUGGGUGAAGAUUUCCUCCAGAGUAGACACCUUCCUUAUGGCAGCAUGUGUCAGAAAUCAGAGAUAUGUUGCAGCAUUCAAAGACAAAUUGACAUUUUAUCGUAGACGUAAAGUUUAUAAACUAUAAUCUUUUAAUCAAAACAAUUUGUGAAAACUUAGACAGAGUUGGUGGAAGACUUGACAGUGUGGAACUUAAAACUGUGAAAGGAACAGACAGAUGGGAUGUUGGAGGACAAUGGGUAUGUAGGUGAGAACAAUUGGAGAUAAUAUCCUACAUUUUGAGAAAAUGGGGUCAAGGAAAGUCAGAUCUUAUUCGAGUUACCAGGGAUUGGAGUUAACCCUUUACAUCCUAACGUCAGAAUGCAUAUUCUCCAUACUGUUCUCUAUACAUUUCUUAAGGUUCUGACAAGGAGAAUUUGUUGAACAGUCAGGAGUUCUUUAGUUGUUGAUCAGUUCCUUUAUUCUCAUGACCUUAAUGUUUGAUUUAGGGGUGAUAUUGUGAGGAGAAAUUAGAUGCCAGUCACUCUUAGGGGUUAAAGGGUUGGCUAAGUUCAAGUUAGCAAGGUUCUACAGAACAAGUUUCUUUGUGAAUGUUUCAAACAAUGAGACAUAAUUUUUCUUGCAUAUUGUUCCUUUCAAAGUUGUGUGAAAAUUAGUCUUAGAAUAAUCAGUGUGUUUAUAUUUGACAAUGAGGUAACAGCUAGGAGCAUGAGAAAAUAAGUUUACUUCCUUAAGCUAAUUUUUUUGUUUCCUUCACAGGAAUCAAAAGACUCUUAUGAGUCUACUUGAGGAAUUGGACAUUGAAGUGUAUAAUCAAUUGUACAGUGGAAGCAAAGUGUGGCACAGCAAUAAUGAUGUCAUUACCAAGUAUUCUGGUGAGAUUCCACCAGUGUCUUAUAUUGCAGUUCUUGACCUGUUGUGGUCCAUCUAUAAGGUAAGUUGCAGACAAUUCUGUUGAUAGUUUGUCUUCUUGUCUUCUGAAAGCUAAUUGACUCUUAACAAUUGGUUCAUACAUCAGCGUGUGUUCAUCGAGAUAUGAAUUACAUGGGAAGUUUGGAGAGCACGAAAAAUGGGUAAGAGUUGCUCUUGGCUAUGCCUCGAGCAACUCUAGCUUCUUGAGUGCUCUCUAAACUUCCCAAGUGCUUCAUAUCUUGAUGAAUGCACAGCUGACAUAUGAACCAAUUGUUUUAUAACAUUUUCAACUCAAUGGAAACAUUUUCUCGGGGGAUAUGUUUGCUGACAUCAUGAGCGUGCAUGCUUGAGCAAUUGAAUUUGAUCAGACAAAUUUACUAGCUAUGUUAUAAAACUGUUUAAUGUCCUUGACCCAAUUCUUUUAGUUUAAGCUGGGAGGCGGGGGAAGGGGGAAAGGGGAUACUCAGAGAAAGGUGACAUUUUCACUUUCUGUUCCUAGCUCUUCCUCUUCCUUUUCCUCUCCUCAGACAGCCAAUUAAUGACAAAGGGAUAUUUGUCCCUUUGAAUUAUGUUCCUUCUUCUGUCUGCUUGAAUUUCUCUUUUCCAGCUCUGAGCUCCUAUUUCUCUUGUACCUUUUCAUCUCUCCAGUCUGUCCUCAUCCUCGCAUUUGUUUAUUUAGUAAUGCUGGGUAUUCAGAUAUUUUAUGAAGUAUCACUAUUUUGCUCGCUCAAAGCCUUGUUCCCAGGAGAAGAGGAGAGAGUUUGGAAACAAGGCUCGCUCAAAGGAUGGGAUGAACUGAGCUGGAAAGAGAUAUUACCGAUUACACUUAUUUUACAAUUUUUUUCCCUUGAUGAUUCACAAGGUUGAGAGGUUGUGCAAAGAAGUUCCUAUUGAUGAUCCUAGUAAGUGUCCUUGUGCUGAAGAAUGGGAUGGAAUGACUUUAGAGACAUGGAAACAUCAGACACUAUGGACAAAUGGUGAGAAAUGUGUUUAAGUGUCACAAGUUGUUAGAAUAUGCACUUUAGGCACAGUGAUCUCUCUUUCUUUGAAGCUUACUUAUCCCAACUACCUUAAUUUGGAAGGCAAAUUGUAUUGAAACUCAGAAAACCAUGAAAUAUAUAUGGCACAGCAUCCGUGUGAUUUGCAUGUUAGAACACUAAAUUUCAAAGCAAAAUCAUGGCUAAUACGUUUGUGGCUUUGAGGAUUGCUUGUGUGUUCUAAACUUUAUUGUGAUUGGUCAGUACACCAUUGAAAUUUUCCAAAUUUCAUAAUGAAGGGAAAGUACUGGUAUGCUCCAGAAAUCAUGUCAUUAUCCUCUUGCAUUAAGGUGAUUCCUCAGUAUUGCACUGCAAAUCCUGUACUAUGCAUAACAUCAUAAUUGAGCAGUAUGCAUACAGGCUUUCUGAGAACAUGGUAUUAUUUAAUGAAUGAUGUAAAUGUGUGAUAGUCUUUUGUACAAGCUCAGUUACCUAUAUUUUUUAUUGGAUAACAUUGCUGUUCAAAUUUUCCCCCCUAAAAUAAGAAAAAUAAGAAAAAAUUUUUGUCAUCAAGAAUGUAUAUUUGAUCACAAGUCUCCUCUGACAUCAAAAAGUAUUGAAAGGAAGAUGAGGGCAUUAUGCCAUUAGAGUUUGCAUGCCUCUGACUGUGACUGAGGUGUGAUACCCACAUUAAGCAUCAUGUGUCCAUUGAGUUCACUAAUGGCUUGUCCAUGUAAGAGUUUUUAUUAAGGCUAUUUAACUGAUUUUUUACCCUUCCUAAUUGACCAACACUCCCAAAUUCUAAUUCUAAUUCUAACCUGACAUGUAUGAAAAUGCUGGCGCUCUUUUCUUUUAUUCCAUUGUUAUUAUCAUAUUAAUAUUAUAUUAUUAUAUUUAUGUCCAUGACUAUUUUUGACAUUUAUAUUGUCACACUACCUUAAUCUCUACUUUUAGCUGCAAAAGAAUUAUUUGACAUAGUGAUAGGCAUCAUGUUUGGAGUGACACCAUCUCAGAUGUCCUUCCUGUAUUUUCUGCAUUACCUGAACUGUUCAGGGGGGUGGUCUAUUAUGACAGAUCCAAGUGUGGAGGGCCAUGCGCAGGAGUGGAAAAUUAAGGUACUGUGGAGAGUUUCUAAAAUGUUUGUGUGCCUUAAACUCUUCAACCUCUAAGAGUGACUGGCAUGUAAUUUCUCCUUACCACAUCACCCCUGAAUCAAACAUUAAGGUCCGGAGAAUAAAGGAGCUGAUCACCGACUAAGGAAGCUCUUGAUUGUUAGACAAAUUCUCCUUGUCAGCACCUUAGGAAAUGUAUAGAGAACAGUAUGGAGAAUAUACAUACUGAUGUUAGUGUGUAAUUUGGGUUAAAGGAGUUUUUUCAGCUUCAGAAACUCUCUAUGGUGGCAAAUUUACAUUUACCAAGUUAAUGAAACCAAAUUAUCUUGUUAUACUCUCCCACCAAUGAAGCACCACAGGAUUCUUUUAACCCUUUAACUCUCAGAUCAAAUUUGUAAUUCUCCUUACCAUCUCUCAUACAGUUCUUGUAAUGGUGGUUUGGAGAAUUUAGUCAACUUAUAAUCCCCUAACUGAUGUUUUUCUUUAUUCUCAUCUCUUGUCUGCUUGAUAUUGUAUUGACAUUGUAAGGAGAAAUUCUGUCUUGGUCACUUAUGGGUGUUAAAGGGUUAACAUUAAUUUGGGGAUACAGACAUGUAGUAAAGUUUCUUGAAAGAAUAUUUAUAAUUUUACUGUACAGUGAGCAACAAUACAAAUAUGCAGUUAGAACUCAGUAACAGGUGACCAUGACCGCUUAUUAGAGGUGACUGCUUAAUCAACUGAGGUAAAAAUUACAGUAAUUAUAGGGAAGAAGUGUGGGACUCUGAAAAUGGACUGCUUACGACAGGGUGAUAACUUAUUAUGUAUAUUGAAUUUAAUAAUUGAAUUUUAUUUAUUGUUUGCACUAUAUUUGUUUUUGCCAAAAGGGGACUGCUCAUAGUGUAACUGAAGUACUUGCUGGCAGACUGGGAAAGGGCAGAGUUCUUUUAAAUCAGCCAGUCACAUCAAUUAAACAGGUAAAUAUGUAGUACUGAUCACUUGUGCCAGGGGUCCAGUGAUCCAUUGACAACUACUCAGAUUUGAGACUCUGAGAUAGUCCUGGUUCAAGUUCUAUAAGCAUGUAGUACAUGAGAUAAUAAGCUGUCAUUUCCUGCUUUGCUCAUCACUUUUAAAGUCACAGAGCUUUGCUCUAGCAAGCCAAUGAUACUUUAUGGAGAAAGGGACUUUCAACUUUUGUCUUUGAGCAACUUUUGUGACUCAAGUUGAGUAAUUAAACUGCACAUGGAGUAAUUAUUGGGUAUUCUGUCCAAGAAAAUGUGGCUGCAUGCAUGCAUGCAUGAAUUUAAGACCUGUGAGAUUUCACUCUCAGAGUGCUUUCCUUUUCCAAAGUACAUAUGUGAAAUAAAAACGGAUAUUUCUAACAAGAGUGAAAAUGGCCCCAAUUGCUUGACUUAACAACCAUGAUUGAAAUUUGAGCUAGAAAAUAACUUGAAUAACUCAGCAAAUUUUUGUUUUGUCAGGAAGAUGACCAUGUGAUGGUAACCAGCCUUGGUAGCCGGUCUUAUAAAGCCAAGUUUGUAAUUCUUGCUGUUCCACCUCAUUUGAUAGGUUAGAAAGUUAAAUAGAUGAGAAAAACAAUUUUUUGAUUAUCUCUUUGUAAGUAGUGUUAUAAUUUUCAAUAUGUAUUGCAAACCUGCCCUUAUGUUAUCUAUACAGGCAGUUCAUCAGUCUUUGGAAAAGGAGAGUGGGGGAACACAAUUUACAUUGAGCACAACAAAACUUUUUGGUAGCCAUAGUGAAUUAAAAGCGUGAUUCAUGCCAAUUUCCACUCUAUUAGUUGUCUAACUUUAUUGCCAAUUUUUCCAAAGGUCAGAUCAAAUUUAGUCCACCCCUCCCAUACAACAAGCAGCGUCUUAUUCAAAACAUGCCUCCAUCACAUUUGAUGAAGUUUGUGGCAACAUACUCCACAGCCUUCUGGAGGAAGGCAGGGUUAUCAGGAGACAUGGCCAGGAACACAACUAAAGGUUUUUGUGAGAGUAAUCCUAUUGCAGUAACAUUUGAUGCCACAUCAUCUGAUGGAAACCCUGCAAUUGUUGGAUUUAUAACUUCAUAUGCAGCAGCUCAGUGGAGCACAGUAAUGGUAAUGUUGCAACUGAUAUUCAAUGAUAUCCCUAAAGGUGAAGCUAACCCUUUUACCUCCAGGAAUGAUUAAUAUGUAACUUCUCUCUAUGGUAGCCAUACAUUAUGCAAAAAACAGGUGGUGAGAAUACUUAAAAUCAGGUAGAAGUUAUUAUGAUAAUCUUGAAGUAACACCAAAUUCUUGUCACUAAUUUACAAGGAAAUGUGUAGCUGCCAGUGGGGAGAAUUAUCAAUCAGAUCAUGGGAGUUAAUUAGGGUUAUGUUUGCUCCAGAAAGUUUCAUCUGAAACUUGAACUUGAUGUGAUACUCUUGCUUUAAUGAUCAAAUCACUUAUUUAACCCUGAAUAUAUCAAAUCUUUCCUUGUUGAAAAAUUAAGCUGCUUCAUUCCUUGACCUGCGAAGAGUUUAGAAAAAGAGAGAAGGGUCUGUAGAGUGGUUUGUUUUUUCUUGUGCGUUUUCAAUUAACCUCCAUUAGGGUGCUCAUAGGACUAUGAGAGAAAAGACAGGCCACAAACCAUUUACCUGUAAUCACCCUUCUUUUCAAGGAAGUUAUCCAUUAUAAUUAUAAAUGGCCAUGUCUCACCAUAGUCAUUUCGUACUUAACUCUUUAACCCCUAAGAGUGACCAGCAUCCAAUUUCUCCUUACAUUAUCAGCCCUGAAUCCAAAAUUUAGGUCAUAAGAAUAGGGAAAAUGAUCAUCAACUAAAGGAGGUCUUGAUUGUUAAACAAAUUCUCCCCAUCAGCACCUAAGGAAAUUUACAAAGCACAGUAUGAAGAAUAUUUAUGAUGUUGGGGUGUAAAGGGUUAAUCCUUAGACUAAGACAGAAUUUCUCCUUACAAUAUCACUACAAAAUCAAGCAGACAAGUGAUGAGAAUAUAAAAAAACAUCAGUUAGGGGAUAAAUACUACAACAGUUGAUCCAACACUAAAUUCUCCGUAUUAUCAAAAGAAUUGUGGGGCAGACAGUGAGGAGAAUUACUAAAUGAGAUCUUGGGAGUCAAAGGAUUAAGUGUUAAUGAAGGAAGUGUGAAAGUUUCCCUUGAGACUUCUAACUUUUGAUCCUGAAUUUUUUUUGCUAGGAUAAAAAUAAAAGAGAAGCAAUCCUUAAGGCUUUGAAAUUGUAUUUUGGUGAAGAAGCAGAGAAGCCUAUUGAUUUUACAAUAAAGGUAUGCUCAAUUGGCUUUUAAACCUCAGAUGACCAGAUUUGUGAAAUUUAAAAUGUAAGUGUUACUUUAAAUAAUUCCCCAUAAUUUGUGUAAAAUUUCCAUAAUUUCUAUUUUAUUGAGGAGCUUGUAGUUUCAUUGAUAAAAGAAUUCUCUCUGUGAGUGGAAUAUCAUAAGUAUUAUUUUGAUUUAGCGCCCUCAUUCUGAUAAGCAUCCCCCUCUCUAAUAAGUGCCCCCUCAAAUGUGUUUCUGUUAGUAAGUGCCCCUACUGAGCAAGCACUCUUGCUCCAAGAAGCAUCCCUAUUCCAGUGUUCUUGCUGCUUUUUUUAUAAGCAUCAAAGCUUUGUUUCAUUGGUUCUGCUGGUUAUCAAAAAUAAAAAGUGUCCUGAACUUGAUAAGCACCCUCCCUUGAUUAGUCUGUCUUCAUGAAUUGUAGGUGCCCCAUCCAGGUAAGUUUUUUUAUUCUUCUAGAGUAAGGAGUAGAAGAUGAAUAUGUUAGAGUUGAAAGUACUUCUAACUUAAGUCAAAUUAAAAGACUUAAACCUACUAGUUUUACUAUCAUAACAGUUAUCUUUCCUCUGUUCAAGUUGUCUACAAGAAAUUCUACGAUUCUUGAAAUAAUUUUUAAAAAAUCACAAAUCAAACUAGUUUGAAAUCAUUUUGACAUCAAAUUCACAUUCAACAUGAAUGGAUAUAAUUUUUUAAAUUGAUAACGUUUUGAUUACGUUAAGACAUUUUGAUGUGUGUUUCAUUAAUUUUCUUUUGUUUAUUUUUGUUUGUUUAUUUAAUCAGGACUGGUCAAAAGAGGCAUGGAAUGGUGGAUGUCCAGUGAAUGUGAUGGUCCCUGGAGCAAUGACAAAUUAUGGAGACUGUUUACGUGAGCCAUUUCUUAGGUAAGAAGGAAUUUGCUUUAAGCAUCAGCAGUGUUUGAGUCCUUGAUAAACUUCACCCUCACAGAGCAUCUUUCCAUCCAGGAGUAUUGUUAAUGUAUACCAGCAAACUCUUAGGGAAAUCUGAUGAAUGCAGGGUGACCUGCGAGGGAUUGACGUUCCUUUGAAUGAGAGAGCAAUACUCCUGCUCAGUAUGUGCUAUGAAACAAGAGCAGUUCUAGCAGGAGAGUCUGGAGGUUCUUAACCCCCCCCUCCCCCCUGCAGGCUUUUUCACUGCUUGUCUGAUUCCAAAUUCUUACAACAACAGGAUCACACAUCACACACUCAAUUUGAAUUAUUAAAAUUUACAUGUCUUGAAAUAUUUUUUAGCCUAUUUGGGCUCUGGUGUUAAGUAAAUACAUUCUGUGGUUUCUGAAUCAAGUUUCCUGGAUCUGCCCCCAGAUCAGGGAUAUGCUGCUGCAGUCACAGACCUUUAGGUUCUUAAGACUAAAGCCAUACAGGCAGUGGCAAUCCAGGUGGAGACUUGGGGGGGGGAUGGGGUAGGGAAGGGGGGGAUGGGGUGGGGAAGGGUGGGGAUCCCUUCUUACCAUUAGACCUGGGACCUUAUUUUACAUCUUGUCUGACACCAAACUUCUUGCAAUAUAACAAUAUUGCAUUUUACAACAGCAAAUGUAGUAUUUUGAAUUUAUUUGUCUUGUUGUAAAAUUUUUAAGGUUAUUAAGGCUAUAACAUUAAAAAAUUAUGUGUUUUUUGAAUCAAUGUUUGUAUCUCCUUCCCCUUCCAAAAAAAUUUAUCCAUCUACCCCAGCUUAGGUGGGUCUUGUCUAGAAAAUUUAGAAAAAGUGAGGCUGAUGAUUAACGCCAAUCAAAUGUAAGCUUACACUAUGCCCCUAAAACCUUUUACCACAUGUUUAGAAACUUGAGAAUUUAACAGAUGUGCAGGGCGUUGUCUACUCUCUGAAACUGCAUUUAACCAUCUAAUCCCUGAGAGUGACAUGCAUCUAAUUUCUCCAAACAGUAUCACUGUUGAUUCACACAUUAGGGUCAUGAGAAUAAAAGAAAUGCUGGCCAUCAAAUGAAGCUAUUGAUUGUUACACUUGAUGCUUCAGUUCCAUAGGAGAGCUGUGGAAGAGAGUGGAAUAUAUUAUUUCAUACUUAUGUCAGGUUUUUCCGGAGUUAAUAUAACCUCUCAGCCUACAGAGUGAUGAAAUAACAAGUGAUGUAAUGGUGUCAUCUUUUGUCAGAGUUCACUGGGCAGGAACUGAGACAGCCACCGAAUGGCGUGGUUUCAUGAAUGGAGCAGUACAAGCAGGUCAAAGGGCUGCAAAUGAAGUCUUGGACGGCUUAGCUUGUGCACCACUCAAACAUUCUGAGUGACUAAGCUGGGUGUUGUUGGCAAAACAUACAUGUAUAUUAAUACAGGCAACGUUCAUAUAGAAUAAUUUUUCAUAUUUGGAGAAUAUGGAUGCAUAAAUGAUAGUUUUUCAAUAGACUAAUAUUCAAAUGGUUAAUUUGAUCUUUACCAUAGAAGGUAUAGUCUAGAACAAAACAAAAUAACACCAGACAAGGACUAAAACAAAGAAACAAAAUAAAACAAAAAAAAAGGAUUCAAUGAUGCAGUGGUGGUGUAGCUAGAUGUAGCAAACCUCCAAAAUCUGAAUCAGUUUAUGUUUAUGUUUAUUUGAUAAUAUAAAAAGGAAAAUUACAAUUGAUGUAGAUGGUAUGCUAAGUCUUGAGAAAUAUAGAGCAGUGAUUUUUUUUGCGAGGGUAAAGGAACAGGGUUAAAACUGACCAGCUUCUAAUUUCUCCAAACAGCAAUACUGCUACAUCAUUCUUUAAAAUCAUGAGAAUAACAAAAGAUGAUUGUCAACCUAAGAAGCUUUGAUUGUUACACAAAUUCUCCUUAUCAGUACUGAAGGAAAUGUAUAGAGAAUGGUGUGGAAAAUAUAAUGGAUACUAAUUUCAAGGUAUAAAGGGUUUAAGUUUUAAAUUAUGAGAAAGAAAUGUUUAUUUUGAUCGCCUUUACCCUUAAACUCCCAAAAGUGAUUAACAUGUAACUUCUCCUUAACAUACCCAUACAUUAUCAAGCAAAAAGGUAAUGAGAAUACUCAAACUUAUCAGUUAGAUAUUAUAAUCUGGAUUGAACAAGUUCUUGUAAAUAAUUUACAAUGAAAUGUGUAGCAGCUAGAGGGGAGAAUUUACAAUCAGAUCUUGGGAGUCAUUGAGUAAGGUUAGUUAAUAUUUAAUUGGUUUGUCAAAAAUAUUACUUGAAGAUGAUCUUGUUAUUUUGAAAGUUUUCUUUUGUGUUCUUCAGUAAUUUGUUAUCUAAAAACACAAAUAACUCUUUUUCAUUGCUACAUUUUGUUUACUUACAUUAGUGAAAAUGCUCAUGUUUAACAACUGUAAAUGGGGAAUAUUUAAAUUAAUAUGAUUUUCACUAAAAAUUACUACUGAAAUUUUAGAACAGACGGGACAAUUAAACCAUGAAUCAAUCAUAGAAUUGAGAGUAAUUGUCGACUGAGUGUCGUAACUACCAAAUACGACCAAUAAGAGCGAAGGAAAAGAUCACUAGGAGCCAAUCAGAAGAAAGAUUAAUAUUAGAAUGAGCCAAUCAAAACGCUCAAAGCGCGGUACCAGACAGGUAACAAGUCAGAAUUGGUUUUAAUUUUGGAUCUGAUUGAUUGAGAAAGUGGCGCGAGUUUUCUUGACCAAUCAAAAAACCAUCGCAAACUAGUAUUACUUUCGACACUCAAUUGAAAAUUACUCUACAGAUGCUACUUGUGCAGUAAUGUUACAAAAACAAACCUCAUAAAAAUCGCGUUCUUACUUAGUAUAGUAAAUACAAAGGACAACAAACAUAUGUUAAUGUAAAGUUAUUCUUAUUCAGCAACAUGUUAUACAUAACACGGGGUUUUUUAUUUGAUCAAGGAAUAUACAUAUAUGUAAAACAUGAAGCUCUGUUCA
This is a messenger RNA of Pocillopora meandrina, 12036 nucleotides long. The record is from the annotation of a GenBank genome assembly. NCBI's taxonomy places the organism in Eukaryota, Metazoa, Cnidaria, Anthozoa, Scleractinia, Pocilloporidae.